This is a messenger RNA of Trematosphaeria pertusa, 522 nucleotides long. RefSeq lists its product as uncharacterized. The record is from RefSeq and is a predicted model, not a curated record. NCBI's taxonomy places the organism in Eukaryota, Fungi, Ascomycota, Dothideomycetes, Pleosporales, Trematosphaeriaceae. The coding region runs from base 1 to 522 and encodes 173 amino acids. The transcript has 2 exons.
AUGGAGAAAGAGAGAACGUACUUUCCGGUUGCUCAGGAAGAGGAUGGCGAGGCGAUAGAGAGAGCAUCGUCGGACGCACCUACUCUCACAGACACACAUACCUUCAAACCACGAGCGCUUCACCGCAGACGAAGAGACUACGAAACGUGGGUGCAUUGGACGGCACACACGGUGCUCACUAUACUUCUUGUCGCCAGCGUCUUGACAUCCGGAUUUCGAGAAGCGAAGGACAGGAGCUGCAGCGACAGUGAUCAGCAAGAUGAUUCAAACCCAUUCAUUAGGCCCAGCGAAUCAUUCUACGAUGGCAUUGAAUCCCUUGCAAAAAUGCAGCCAUUUUAUUACGAUCGCGAACCCCACAUCGAUCCACUUCAGGAGAAGUGGAAAGGGCAUCCGAACGAGGAGAAUGAUGACCUAUGGGCAACGCUGAGUUCCGGUAAGUCAUGUCUUGGAAGUAACCAUUCGAGACUAUCUGCUAAGCCUAAGGGAAAUCGCAGUGGGCUUCGUGAGCAUUUCGGCGGAUGA